GUGCGAAGGUGUGGCUAUGAGAUGAAAGAGGCGUCGUUGGAUAUUGUGCUUCUAGGCGUCCUGGUUGGAGUAGCCAGUCUUCUUUUGAUUCUACUGGUUUGCUGUGCUGUCUGGUUUUGUAAGUAUCGAUACACGAAACACAAACGUGUCAUCCCCGUGGAAAAGAAGGCAAUCCCUCUUCCCAUUAUCAGACCAUCAACGAAAAUUUCGCAGUUGACUCGUCAGGAUCCCAGGUCUGCCGCUGAGCAGCGUUCGCAGAAGAAGAGAAGGCGCAAAGAGAGAGGUGAACGUAUGGAUGACAACAGGAGCGGUAGUUCAACGCCGCAAUCACGAGAGGAGAGCAAUUCUAGAUCGAAUAGUCCUUCGAUGUCGACUACGAGUAGUAUCCAUCGGAGGGAACAACUUCAGUUGAUUGCGGGUACGCUAGUUACGGCAAGUCCAGCAUCUAGCUUUGAUGAUCCGCCUCCUGCUCGUAGUGUUCGAGGAGCCAUUCAGUAUGCCUUACGAUAUGUUAUGAAGAGAUCACUGCUCGUCGUGACCGUCAUACGAGGCAAUAACUUGCUUGCUGUCCCUCAUGUGUCUACUGAUCCUUACGUGAAGCUCUACAUUCUUCCUGAAUGGGAGGAGAAGAAACGGAAGACGGCAGUUGUCAUCAAUGAUCGACACCCUAAUUAUAACGAGGCUUUCGGAUUCCAAAGAGAAAUAAGAGAAUUGGAAGAUUCUGAACUGCUAUUUCGAGCUUUCAAUAAAGACAAAUUGGCCAGGAACUACUUUUUAGGUGAGAUCAGGCUACCACUUACUGGUUAUGGACUUCAUGGACUGGACAUUGCUGAAUGGAGAAAUCUAGAAAGCUCAGCCGACUUGUACUUGGGAAUGAAUGCUUCUUCAACUGAAAUUGUGGUUACAGUGAAGUAUAAUUUGGGCUUAGGCAGUCUUACUGUCACAAUUCAUAAAGUAUUGCAAAGUGAGGAUAUAGAAACUAGAUCCAUUACAGAUGGGUAUGUCAGCUGCUGCUUUUAUAUCAACCGAGUUUUUCAAGAGAAAGACAUGACUCAGCGUGUUCAAUCUCAGUGUGGGACAGUCAUAUUCAAUUACACAUUCUCUUUCAAUGUGGCAUUUGCUGAAGCCAAAAAGAGCAGUUUACUUUUGCAGCUAAAAGAUUCUAGUCGACAAAGGCCUGAACGGCUGCUGGGAAGAAUUGUUCUGGGAAGUUUGGGUGAAACAGAUGCAGCUCAACAGCAUGUGAAUCAAGCGUUAGAUGCUCCAGAUACAGAUAUUUUGCAUCAUUACAGCCUACUAAGUCAAUGGUAG
This is a messenger RNA of Corticium candelabrum, 1311 nucleotides long. RefSeq names its product synaptotagmin-1-like. NCBI's taxonomy places the organism in Eukaryota, Metazoa, Porifera, Homoscleromorpha, Homosclerophorida, Plakinidae. Bases 22 to 1311 code for a protein of 429 amino acids. The transcript is spliced from 3 exons. Gene Ontology annotation, biological process: calcium-ion regulated exocytosis; regulation of calcium ion-dependent exocytosis; cellular response to calcium ion. Gene Ontology annotation, molecular function: phosphatidylserine binding; SNARE binding; calcium-dependent phospholipid binding. The record is from RefSeq and is a predicted model, not a curated record. Gene Ontology annotation, cellular component: exocytic vesicle; plasma membrane.